CUGCUGGACAGCGUAACCAUUGAGCCCGGCAUAAAAACAAGCACGCUCGAGUAAGAGAGGGAACUGGAAUUUUCCAUCUUCAACAAAAUAAAACCCAAGCUUCGGAGCAGCGCCACUUUUUUCCACAGCGCACACUCUAGUCCAGAAAGAGCUGCGAUUUCGAUUACAAUAACAAGACACAGAAAAGAAAAAUGCAGGCUCCAGUUCUCGUCCUCAAGGAUUCUUUGAAACGUGAAUCUGGAAGCAAAGUACACUAUGCCAACAUUCAGGCCUCCAAGGCUGUUGCUGACAUUAUCCGCACUACCUUGGGUCCAAGAUCCAUGCUGAAGAUGCUACUUGAUGCUAGUGGAGGAAUUGUAGUAACGAAUGAUGGGAAUGCUAUCCUGCGUGAACUCGAUGUUGCGCACCCAGCAGCAAAGUCAAUGAUUGAGUUGAGCCGCACACAAGAUGAAGAAGUAGGAGAUGGGACAACAUCUGUCAUCGUUCUUGCUGGAGAGAUGCUCCAUGUUGCCGAAGCCUUCAUUGACAAGAAUUAUCAUCCCACAGUGAUUUGUCGAGGUAAUGCUUCAAGUGCUUAUUUGACACUCCUUUCUGCUUACAGAUCAUUACACUUCUUUCCGAUGAAGGCUUUUUUAAUUUGUGCUGCAGCCUACACUAAAGCUCUUGAAGAUGCUGUUGCUGUGCUUGACAAAAUUGCUAUGUCCAUUGAUGUCAAUGACCGUGCAACAAUGUUGGGGCUGGUUAAGAGCUGUAUAGGAACAAAGUUCACUAGUCAAUUUGGGGAUUUGAUUGCUGAUCUAGCAAUUGAUGCCACCAGCACAGUUGGGGUUGAUCUUGGCCAAGGAUUGCGAGAAGUUGAUAUCAAGAAGUACAUUAAGGUGGAGAAGGUACCUGGUGGUCAGUUGGAAGAUUCCAAAGUUCUUAAAGGAGUUAUGUUUAACAAAGAUGUGGUUGCCCCUGGCAAGAUGAGGAGAAAGAUUGUGAAUCCACGUAUUAUUCUUCUUGAUUGUCCCCUUGAAUACAAGAAAGGCGAGAACCAAACAAAUGCUGAGUUGGUUAAAGAAGAAGACUGGGGAGUUCUAUUGAAAAUGGAAGAGGAAUAUAUCGAGAACAUGUGCAUGCAGAUUCUAAAAUUUAAACCAGAUCUGGUUAUAACAGAAAAAGGUCUUAGCGAUUUGGCAUGCCACUAUCUCAGCAAGGCUGGUGUAAGUGCGAUCAGGAGGCUAAGGAAGACAGACAAUAAUAGAAUUGCAAAGGCAUGUGGGGCUGUUAUUGUGAACAGACCAGAUGAAUUGCAAGAGUCUGAUGUUGGUACUGGAGCUGGGUUAUUUGAGGUUAAGAAAAUUGGGGAUGAGUUCUUUUCUUUCAUUGUUGAUUGCAAAGAUCCAAAAGCUUGUACAGUUCUCUUGAGAGGUGCCAGUAAAGAUCUGCUGAACGAAGUGGAAAGAAAUUUGCAGGAUGCCAUGUCUGUGGCCAGAAACAUUCUUAAGAAUCCGAAACUUGUUCCUGGUGGUGGUGCUACAGAGUUAACUGUCUCUGCCACUUUGAAGCAAAAGAGUUCAUCCAUUGAAGGAAUAGAAAAGUGGCCUUAUGAAGCUGCUGCAAUAGCUUUUGAGGCUAUUCCGCGAACUUUGGCUCAGAAUUGUGGUGUCAAUGUGAUUCGGACAAUGACUGCCCUCCAAGGAAAACAUGCAAAUGGUGAUAAUGCAUGGGUUGGCAUUGAUGGGAACACCGGAGAAAUUACUGAUAUGAAAGAGAGGAAGAUAUGGGAUGCAUAUAAUGUAAAAGCACAAACCUUCAAGACAGCAAUAGAAGCAGCUUCCAUGCUUCUGAGAAUCGACGACAUUGUAAGUGGGAUCAAGAAGAAACAGACCCCAGGAGCAGGGCAAGCUGGCAAGCCUAAGAUUGAGACAGAAGCUGAUGCAGACGGUGAGCAGAUUCUUCCUGACUGAAGAUAUUUUGGUUGGAAGUAUUUGUCAAAGAAGACGGUAUUUUUAUUCCCCUGACAAGGGUGUUAAACAAUUUUGUUUAGGUGUGAUUCAAGUAUCAUUAAUUAAAAUUUUCUGCGCCUUUCUGAUUAUUGUUAGCUAGCGUUCAAUCAGGACUUAUACUUAAACCAGAUUUUGGGUUUUCUUUGGUGUGUGCAUUAGGCUGUCAGCUUCUUGUGUCAAUAUUUGGAGUGUUGUUAAUGUCUGCUUAAAUUUUUUCCUAG
Molecule: messenger RNA, 2212 nt
Organism: Jatropha curcas
Lineage: Eukaryota; Viridiplantae; Streptophyta; Magnoliopsida; Malpighiales; Euphorbiaceae
Source: RefSeq, a predicted model, not a curated record